AUGAGUUUGAAUCCAAUCACCAAAGUGUUAGCCUCCGUCAUAAUUCGACGUCUGACUCCUUUAAGAUGGACCAAUACCCACGAGCAGCAAGCCGGAUUCGGGCCUAGUCGUGAAUUUAUUGAUCAAAUUUUGACGUUGCGUCAAGUCCUUGAGCUAGCUCAAGCUUUGUCACACCCACGUUCGAUCAAAGAUCGCAGUUCCUCAGCCGGAGAGGAGCCUUCGACUCAGUUGACCGCGAAGCUCUAA
This is a messenger RNA of Echinostoma caproni, 246 nucleotides long. The record is from the annotation of a GenBank genome assembly. Lineage: Eukaryota; Metazoa; Platyhelminthes; Trematoda; Plagiorchiida; Echinostomatidae.